AUGUAUACCAAUGAGACUGAAGCAUCGGUGCGUCAACCUACACGUCCUUCCAUGCCUCCCGAUGGUGGAGAUAUGGGCGUAGGCAAUCCUUUUGAAACUUCCUCGGGGUCUGGUAUGUAUCCGCCUUUGGAAAGCUCCAUUGGUUCGCCCUCGCAUUCAUCACAAUACAGCAGUGAGUCGAGUUCACUGCAUUCCACCACCUCUGAUUCGUCGGCAGCUACUUUGAGUCCAGCGGUGGGAGGUACCGCACUCUCCUAUACCUCCGGUUCUUCAUCACAAUUCAAUAGUCCUCUAAAUCGUGCUAGUUUACGUAGUAAUUCUAAUGUACCAUAUAUGCCUUAUUCAAGUAGUCCGCUGAUGAUAAGUUCAUAUCCACCACCAGCGGCCCAUAUGCCACCCUAUCCGCCCUUAUCGGAUUCGCCGCAGUAUUCGUUAAUGCCACAGCCACCACAAUCACAGCAGGGUACCACACCAACAGCCACCCCUCCCAGGGCACAUUUGACCUCGGCCCAAAUCAGCAGUAUCAGUGGGCAUUAUGCUUCGGUAACAUCAUCCACCUACAUGGCCAUUAGACCACCACCCGGCGCACAUGAAUUGCCUCCUUCUUAUGAAGAACUUUUUGGUAGUGCCACUGCUCCACCGGAAACUCCAAAAUGA
Messenger RNA from Stomoxys calcitrans (stable fly), 657 nucleotides. Its product is annotated as mucin-7-like. The coding region runs from base 1 to 657 and encodes 218 amino acids. NCBI's taxonomy places the organism in Eukaryota, Metazoa, Arthropoda, Insecta, Diptera, Muscidae. The record is from RefSeq and is a predicted model, not a curated record. The transcript is spliced from 2 exons.